This is a messenger RNA of Arachis stenosperma, 396 nucleotides long. RefSeq lists its product as uncharacterized. The transcript has 2 exons. NCBI's taxonomy places the organism in Eukaryota, Viridiplantae, Streptophyta, Magnoliopsida, Fabales, Fabaceae. The coding region runs from base 1 to 396 and encodes 131 amino acids. The record is from RefSeq and is a predicted model, not a curated record.
AUGGCAGAGCGAAAAAGAAAAGAGCCAAAUGCAGUGACAGCGUCGUUCGCGAAGGAGGCGUUGCUACCAGAAAUUAAAACAAGAACUCAAGCAGAAGCAGAUGCAGAAAGUACUCAAGCAGAAGCAAAAAGUAGAAGACGAAGCAGAAGAUGCAGAAGCAGAGCAGACCCAGAAGAUGCAGAAGCAAACCCAGAAGAUGUAGAAGCAGAAGAAGCAGAAACAGAGAUUGAAGCAAGAAGUAGAGACGGCGAGGAGCAGCGGCGAGGUGGCGUGAAGCAGUGGCGAGAACGUGUCAGUGAGGAGCAGCGGAGCGGAAGCCGAGGCUCUCUCCCUGGCAGAACCACCGUACCGGAGCAGCGGAGUGGUCGAAUCGGCGGCGACGGCUCAGCGGCGUAG